AUAAAGUGUAGGGGAUGAAAAUGAUGGAAGACAUCAGAAAGCCGAGCUGUAAAAAAGCCCAAACUAAGCAAACUGAGACGCGCACGCGCGUUGCUCACAGCUUGGCUCCCGAGGCCGGGCCACAGCGCCGGCGCACAGAAUCCGGGGAGGGUGGGGAAGAGAUGAGCACCCAGGCCUAGAGCUCCCACUGCCUCAGCCUCCCUAUCCCCGCAAGCUCCGCCUCCUCCAGCUGCUCGCCUUCCCAAACAACCGGGUUCGCCGCCGGCGCUUUCUGCCCAUUGGCCCUUAGCCUUUUCCGUUUCCGCCCAGCCCUCAAAAUCCACCAAUCAGCUUGCACUUUUGGGUGAGGGUCCACCUCCAAGGCUGUCGCUCCGGCUCCUCUGCAUCCUCUGGCUGCUGCCUCCGCAGCUCCCUCCUCCUACCCCACCUCCUCCAUCUGGGGAGCGUCUGCGGGGGCCUGAGGGGCGGCGGCGGCGGCGGCUGCGAUAUGGAGCCAGGGGCCGGCGGCCGAAAUACUGCUCGUGGGCAGAGGGCCGGGUCCCCGAACACUCCGCCGCCCCGGGAGCAGGAGCGGAAACUGGAGCAGGAGAAGCUCUCCGGUGUGGUGAAGAGCGUCCACCGGCGGCUCCGCAAGAAGUACCGAGAAGUGGGAGAUUUUGAUAAGAUCUGGCGAGAACACUGUGAGGAUGAAGAAACUCUUUGUGAAUAUGCCGUUGCAAUGAAAAAUUUGGCAGAUAAUCAUUGGGCAAAAACUUGUGAGGGCGAAGGUCGUAUUGAAUGGUGUUGUAGUGUAUGCAGAGAAUAUUUCCAAAAUGGUGGGAAGAGAAAAGCACUUGAGAAAGAUGAAAAAAGAGCUGUACUUGCCACUAAGACCACUCCAGCCUUAAAUAUGCAUGAGUCUUCUCAACUUGAAGGUCAUUUAACCAACCUCAGCUUUACAAACCCUGAAUUUAUAACUGAGUUGCUACAAGCCUCAGGAAAAAUCAGAUUACUUGAUGUUGGCAGCUGCUUUAACCCAUUUCUGAAGUUUGAAGAAUUUCUAACUGUUGGCAUAGAUAUUGUACCUGCUGUAGAGAGUGUCUAUAAAUGUGAUUUCCUGAACUUACAGCUUCAGCAACCACUCCAGCUUGCACAGGAUGCUAUAGAUGCUUUUUUGAAGCAGCUGAAAAACCCUAUUGAUUCUCUUCCUGGAGAGCUUUUCCAUGUGGUUGUUUUCUCUCUCCUUCUUUCUUAUUUUCCAUCUCCUUACCAGCGAUGGAUUUGCUGCAAGAAAGCCCAUGAACUGUUAGUGUUAAAUGGUUUAUUACUAAUCAUCACACCUGAUUCCUCCCAUCAGAACCGUCAUGCUAUGAUGAUGAAAAGCUGGAAGAUUGCUAUAGAGUCCCUGGGCUUUAAACGCUUCAAGUACUCAAAAUUUUCACAUAUGCAUCUGAUGGCAUUUAGGAAAAUCUCUCUAAAAACCACAAGUGACUUGGUUAGUAGGAACUACCCAGGAAUGUUAUAUAUUCCUCAAGAUUUCAACAGUAUAGAAGAUGAGGAAUAUUCUAACCCUUCCUGCUAUGUUCGAUCAGAUAUAGAAGAUGAACAACUAGCAUAUGGUUUCACAGAACUCCCUGAUGCGCCAUAUGACUCAGAUUCUGGAGAAAGUCAAGCCAGCUCUAUUCCUUUCUAUGAGCUAGAAGACCCCAUAUUACUUUUAAGUUAAUAUAGAAGCAAAAAGGCCCUUUCAGUCCAGGCUCCUAAACUAAUUGCUUACACCAAUUGGAAAUACUAACAUGAACUCAGUACUGAAAACCUGGUUUGCAUAAAAGAAAUGCAGAGGUUUACAGAGUUUGCUAUUUUUUUCUACUUCUCAAUUUUAAAAUUUAUUCUUAUAUAGAAAGCUUAAAGUUUCAUGCAGAGUGACUCAUGUCAUAGCAGAAACUACUGUUACUUUAGCAUUUAGCACUAUCAUAGAAAGGUACCUUUUUCUCUUUAGUGCUAUUGUGAAAACAAGCAUAAUUUGCUAUAUGUUUUCCUUUUCAACUUUUCAGUGUUGACUAUAAACCAUUGAAUGGAAAACUUUAAGAUGUAGAAAGCUGUAGAUUGCACUUUGAUGACUCACAAGUUAAAUGUGAUACAGAAAAAUAGAUCGGUUAGUUGUUUUGUGAUGCACUUAUCUUUUUCUUUUUUCUAACUAAAAUUGUGAUGUUACAGAAAGUCAUUUUAUGUUCCUUUUUUGUCUGAUGAUCCAAUAUUUACUGAAUCUUUUGUAAUUGGUGAUAAUUCUUUUUCUUUCUUCCUUAUAUUAAAAGCUCAUUUGACAGCAUCAGACAUUGGGGGAGAGAUGUCCCCCAAAGUGUGUAUUCUAAUUUUAUUAGCCCUAUCCAAUAAACACCAUUGCCAAAGUAGUAUUUUCAUAACUUUCUUGUUGAUUUGGGCCUUGGUGUGAAGUAUAUUUACCUGAGAGUUCACUUUUACUUUUCUUAAACUUAGGCUUCAUUUACAAAAUGUUUUAUUUAAGCAAGGAACAAUGUAAUACUCAAUAAUGACCUAAAACACCUUUUUGAAAGGGUUUGCACUUGGAAGAGAGUUUAUGUUCUGUUGAAACCAACUUUGAUAGGGUCCUCACCCUUCCGUUAAGGAGGUGCCGCACUACAAGUUUCAAAUUAUAUGGAAAAACCUAAAAUUAACCCUCUGUUGGUGAUCUCAUAAAAUGGUUUUGACCUUUUGGUAUCUUAAUUUCUAUCUAAACUUUAUCAGAAAAUUUUCUUUGAAUAUAUCAAUUAGUUGGCUGUGGGAAUUUUCCCUUUCCACAUUAAUAAAUGCCUUUCUGUGUUUCUGAAUCAGAAGCAAAUGAUUAGGGAAAAAUGUAUGUCCAAACAAGACAAGAUUAGUUUAAACAAUUAAGAACAUUUAGUCCACAUUGUCUUGUCAGCCAGCAAUUGUCAUGGAAGCUAUCAUUUUUAAGAGUGCCACUGUGUGGAUUUUUUUUUCAAGUGGUUAUUACAUUAAAAUUACCUCAUACUGAGGUUUUUGCACUGAAAUAUCACAGUUUCAGAUUUCAUGGUUAAUGUUGUGCGUAUGUUUGUAUGUUUUUAAAGGAAACUUGCAUUUUCAAUAGUUGAUCCUAAAUUUCAUAAACUGCACUUCUUUACUCUGGUAAAGCUGAUGUUUUUGUGCUUAUUGUGAAUUGCCGUAGUACCUUUGAAUGUCAAACUUUAUUUAGAAAUAUAAAACUUAUCCUUUAUGAUAUAAAUGGUUGAGUGUAUGUACCCAGUAUUUCUAAUUAAAUUUCACAUGCUAAAUUAAUGAAAGUAACAAGAUUGUAAUUUUUAGAAGUCAGUUGAUUAAAUGCAAUAAAUAUUGGUUGCUCAAAUAUGCCACAAGUAACUCGAAAUUUUUCAUUUACUUUCAACAGCAUAAGAUUCUUUAAUAUUUAGGAUUGACUGUUCUUUCCAGUUAAGCACUAAAGGAUUAUGUCUUGUAGCUUCCCCAAGAGAAGGGGAAGAAAAAAAAAAAGCACUGUGUUAAGGAUAAUACAGAACUAUUUUGAACUAUUUUGGUAGUACCUUUUACCAUACUGUUUGCUUUUUGAUUUGGGUAAAUAUCUUAAGAACAAAGAAAACAAUACACCAAAUGAAAAUGCUUUGAAAGUAAAUGAAAACAGCGCUUUUGAAAGGCUGGUAUAGUAUGACCCUGGAGUCAGCCUUUGUGUUACAGCGAAAAUGUUGGUGCUAUAAAUUCUGAUUGUUUACAGAUGUUGAUUCUGCUUAUGCUCCAAAGUGUGCAUGAUGUAUUUUACGUAGUACUCUGAGGAAGUCUCUUUAUAAAACCUACUACCACUUAGUAUAAAUUUGUUUGAAUUUAUAUCAUUUGUUACUGUAAAUUCAGCUUAUUCAAAUUAGGUUAGCACAGAUUUAAACUGAUACACAUUCCACCAAAGCCAAUUCAGUGUAUAAGUAUUGAAGUAUAAGCAGUCAUUGCAGCUUGAUGCCAGAUCAUGUAUGUAAUAACAAGUGGAAGUUAAUAGGGCCUUCUAAUACUGUAUGGGUACUCCUAAGAAUUAUUUCAUUUUGGAUAUAAAGAAGUUAUGAGGCCUCCUGUCACAUUCACAGCUGGUUCUCCAAAAUAAUUUGGUUGUUUCAAAAACAAAUGGUAAUCAUUUGGUUGGAUUCUUCAGUAUCAUGAGUAGAUCAUGUGGUUUUACCAUAGUUGCCAAGUGGUGGGAGGUAGCAUACCUGAAAAUGUACGUGUGUGUUUGUUGUAUUUUUUCACAUUUUGUGAACAAAGCACAUUUAUUAAAAAUUUUAAAUUUUCUAGUA
Pan troglodytes (chimpanzee) is the source of this 4304-nucleotide messenger RNA. RefSeq names its product base methyltransferase of 25S rRNA 2 homolog (gene SAMTOR). NCBI's taxonomy places the organism in Eukaryota, Metazoa, Chordata, Mammalia, Primates, Hominidae. Gene Ontology annotation, biological process: negative regulation of TORC1 signaling. The record is from RefSeq and is a predicted model, not a curated record. The coding region runs from base 488 to 1705 and encodes 405 amino acids. The transcript is spliced from 5 exons.